Messenger RNA from Erpetoichthys calabaricus (reedfish), 7586 nucleotides. RefSeq lists its product as uncharacterized. The transcript is spliced from 13 exons. The coding region runs from base 480 to 6458 and encodes 1992 amino acids. The record is from RefSeq and is a predicted model, not a curated record. NCBI's taxonomy places the organism in Eukaryota, Metazoa, Chordata, Cladistia, Polypteriformes, Polypteridae.
AUACUUGAGCUUUAGAACCAAUAUGCAUCCGGCAGGGGGCGCCACCACCACCUACUAAGUCUCACCGGGACGGGACGCGACACGACGCCCGCAGGAAUAGCACAACAAAAGCCGGCAGCAGGGUACCUCCUCCAGGCCGGAUCCUGCCCAGCAGGCUCGCUUGCCUGCGCCGCCCGACUACUGUCGGCGCAUUCCGGUCGAGCAGGUCGGGCCGGUCGCGCGGAGAAGAUUGGCAGACACGGAGCGAACGUUCAGCGUGUGCCUGUCGCGUUAUCACCGCAGCGCAGAAAAGCAAAAGGCACGGAGCAGUAACUUACCAACCUGCCUGCCAGCUAACGAGCCAGUCAGCUCCGGACUAAAGAGAAGCUGUUGCCCCUCCUGCUGACAUGACGCCAGAGACGAGUUGCCAUAGAGAUGAGUGCCACAGUGCACAGAGUUAAUUCCCAGGCAGGCACUUUAUGUGUUGCCUGGGACCCUGAAUGGCGACAAAAGUGGAUAAGAGUGCCAGCCCUGGUGUGGCUGCUCUCACUGAUCCAUGGGAUAAUGAAGCAAAGGUACAACGAGGACCGGUCAGCCCUCUGACCGACUCUAGCAACAAGUCGUCCGAGCCAACUCCAGCACUGAUCCUGCAAGAAGAAGGUGGCAAAAUGCUCAGUGGUAGCAAAGACAAGCCCACUCCUGCUCCCAAACCCAGGCUUACCCCAAAACCCUUCACUGCUGAAAAGCCCUUGGGUAUGAGGCCCAUCCUUGCUGCAAAGCCACUUGGUGAUGGGAGCAAAAUAGAGUAUUCUAAGAAUUCAAGCUUUGGAUCCAAGCAUUUUCUAGAACAAGAUUCUCCAUGCAGUGAUGUUCUGCAGGAAGAGUCUCAGAAAGUGACUAUUCGUGAAUCUGGUGGAAUACCAUUGGCCCAGGCUUUGGACAUAAAAACUCACAAGUCCCGAGACUACUUGUCUUGCAGGCCAGGGAACCAGAAAGAGAACCAGGGAGAAGAAACCCCCUCCAUCACUCCACUUCACCGGACCAAAUCCAUAGACUACCUCAGCAGACAAGAGACAAGAGAAACAGACUUGUUUGUCAUCCCUAGUGGGGAAGCUCUACCACACCUACGCUCAAGACCGAGACCAAGACCAAUGUCCACGCUUUUUGCAAGCUCUGGAUCUAGUUCAUUACUGUCUUCUGCUGAAACUUUGGAUUCGAUAGAAAAGCCCCCAUUUCGAACUCCAAGGCCUCUUUCAGCAGACCUGACAGCCAAAUUUGAAUCUAGUAUCCUCUCCAUUCCAGCAGGUAGCAAAAUGCCCCAAGACGAAGUCAAAGAAAAUGUGCCAACUCCACAAAAAAAGCCUUUGGAUUUCAACCAAAAAGUAGGGGAAGAAAAAGAAAAGAGAGGGUGGCGGAGAAGCCUACACUCUAAAGUAUCAACAGAAGAAUUGGACAAGGUGUCUGAUUAUAGAAAUGUGGCAUGCAAACAAGAGGUGAAGUUGGCACAGUGGUUAACAGAAGAGAAAACACUUAAAGAUGAGAAACCUGAUAUUGGCCAAAGGAUUGGAGAGGGCUUUCAAAAGCCUCUUGAGGAGACUGAAGUGAGGUCCCUGUGUGCCAAGAACAAGACCUUAGGGAUGGACAUUCCUUCCCCUGCUUCUGAGAUGGAGUCAAAGAUGCCCACAUAUGGAAGCAGCAUCAAGCGACGUAUUAGCCUGUUGCUGGACUCCAGUUCAAGUGGUUGUGGUUCCAGUGUCAUUGAACGAGAGACUUCAUUGGUUGCCUCUGCCAGCCCGUCAGAAAACAUUGGUGUGAGAAUUAGGCAACGCAUUAGGGAACUGAAUGCUGAACCAGCAGAAAUCCAAGUGGAUCUCCAGAAAAGGUCACUGCCUGCUCGACAACCGUCUUCUGACUUCACAAAGAGCAUGUCGAAAUCUUUGGAGAGAGAGCAGACAGCUAGUCCUUCAGAAGGCUCCAUCACAGUGGAGGAUGAUUCCAGGCAGCGAUGGUGGCACCAACAACAGGCAAAGGGGGAUUUGUUGGCAAGAAGAAAUGAGGGUCAGCUGUAUAAGGGGCAGCAAACUCUUUACAGGGAGGAACAGGGUGUUACUGAAAAGCUCACAUCUGGAAGAGGGGCUCAGAGGAGCAGCUUCCGCAGGAAGAGUGCACCCCUUAGCAAAGUCUCAGACCUGCAGGCAGUCAGUGAAGCAAAGCAGGACAAUGAGAGUGCGGGUCACUCCCCUGUCCUGAAGGUUAGAGCUUCCAUGUUCGACAAUCCAGUUCAGAGGCAUAUGUUAUUGGAGACUUGCAUGACGCAAGGCUUGUCAGAUGCUCAUGAGAGAAAAAUGGAUCAGAAACAGUGGUCUUCUCUCAAACAUUAUAGGGAAGCCAAUGAGCAGAACCAAGACAACCAACAAAAGCAGAUCACUGUUGCUGAAGAGGAUAAACAUAAAGCUGUGUCGGGCACAAGCUCAGCAGAAGAUGCAUUCUAUCCUGAUGCCUGCAGAGAUUUCUGCCAAAGGCAUGUGGAUGCACCAGUGAAGGUCGAUCACAUCGUUGAUACCAUUCAAGCAGUGACUGAGAAGGCAUAUAGUGAGCUUGUUCCUGUAGCUGUUGAAGACAAGGCAGUUACACUGCGCUCAAGGAAAUUGAUGGACAAGAACAGCAAAACCUUCCCAGAUGGUGAAUUUACUCUGCAUGAUAGACAGGAGCCCAAAAAGCAGAUAUGGUCAAAGGAGCAACAUGAGAUUUCAGAGGAGAAAAAAAAUCACAAGAAGGAAAUUCUGAAGCGUUCUCAAUCCGCUAAGGCAGUGAGAAGUUUUCUAACAUCUGAUACAGGUAUUAAUGGAGCAUGGCUGGAACCACAAACUGUUGAAAGAUUAAAAGUGAAACCUGAUGUACAGUUCAUAGAUAAGGCUUCAGAAAAGGUGUCAUCUCCACUUCUGAAUAGUGAAGAGAAGCACAAAGAAGAUAUCUUGAAAGUCAAGGUGGAACCAAAAUACUUAAGUGUAGGAUCGCUGAAGAAGUGGAGAGACCAAGUGGAAGAAAAUGAUGGAGCCCCUAAUGAAGUGCUGAAUAUUUCCCUGAAGACGAAGUCAGAUAUGACUAAGGGUAGCUCUUGUACAAAGGAUUGUCUGUCAUUCACCGCACAGCUUACUCAAAAUGAUGAUGGCCGUAGUCCCAGAAAUGAAGAGGGAACAUGUAGAGUUCUUCCUAAUUCAAAGACACUUCCAGAGAUGUCUCUGGGAUCAAGGAGUUCAAGCAACUCCAUUGAAAGUAAGCCAGAGCCUGAUACCAGAAGCAGACGAUUUAGUAGAAAAGGUGUAAAAAAUCAGAACACAGAAGACACCUGCUUAUACAAUGAACAACUUAGCAAAUCAAGGAUCUGUGAUACAGAGGAAAGUGCCGUGUCCAAAGGCUCAAGUUCUCAUGAUGUGCAGGAUUCUGCAGCUUUAAAACAUGCAAGGUGUCUGGAAUCUACAGGUGGGACAAAUUUGCAGAACAUAGGACCUUAUGGUGAAGGGGUACCUAGUUACCUUAAAGGUUCAAGGCCAGCUGAGUUGGAAGAUAAAGCAUACCCCAAAGCCUCAAGGGCUUCCUGGUUAAGAGAUGCACCAUCUUUUACAAUUGAAAGGACUCCAGAGGUUGAAGACAUUUCAUUUUCCACAGGUUCUACAUUGCCUGAGGUGGAAAAUAUAUUGUAUUCCAAAGGUUCAUUGACUCCAGAGGUGGAGAGUGUAUUGUAUUCCAAAGGUGCUGGAACGUCAGAGGUAGGAAAUAUGUCAUAUUCCAAAGGAACCAGAAAUAAAGAACUGGAUAAUGCUGCAUAUGCCAAAAGUCUGAGGACCUCUGAGAUAGAGAAUACAUAUUCUAGACGUCCAAGAAUUCUGCAGGUGAAGGAUCUAUUUUACCCUAAGGACUUGUCUACUUCUCAGGAGGUGGACAUUGUGUAUGCAAAAGGUUCAAGGAAUUCUGAGGUAGGGGAUGUCAAGUCUUCAGAAAACUCUAAAGGUUUUGUGGUACAGGAUGCUUCCUAUUCUAGUAGCCCAGGUGCUCAGAAUGUGGAGACUCUUGUCUGCCAUGAAAUGACGAAAACUACUGAUGUGAAGAAUUUACAUAUGAAAAAACAAGAGGCAAAUUCUUCAGAGGAUUCUGCUUUUUUGCUUCAGGGCAUGACGUCUAGCCUCGAGGAUACCAUAUCUUGUAAACAAUCUGAAAGUGAUGGCCAAGAUGCCUCGGGUCCAAAUUUUAAGGAGCAGAUGAAGAGAAGAGACUCUGAGCACAAGGUUACUUAUUUUGCCCUGACUGGCCACAUAUCUGACAGUCCAGCAGAGACUCCCACUUCUAAUUUUGUUACACCUCUCCCCUCAAGUUCCGACUCUCAGGCGUUGGAUAAGACAAAGCGUUUUGAUGACCUUUCUAUGAGACUCGUAGAAAGAAAAGGAAGUUCUGUCAGCCAUUUAUAUAAUCUCAAGAGGAAUCCCUCACUAGAUGCUGCCUUCAGGAAAAACAAAGGCCACAUUUUAACAGACCGCGACUCUUCCAAGGGCCAAAGAAGUUCAAAGAACACUGAGGAGCAAAGUAAAGAGGAGAUGCCUGAAGCUCAAAUGAGAUCAAAAACCUUCAAUGUAGAUGACUUCCGUUUGGAUUAUACCAAUGAAUAUGAUUCUUCACACCAAGCCCAAUCAGAAGCAUUGGGAACUAAGAGCAGCAGCAACAGAGAGGGUUUGGAUUCACUUAUCCAAUGGAACACCCCUGGUGGCCUACUUGAGAGAGACUGUAAGUCGAGCAUAUUGGACUUAGAUGCUAUUACUGUAGAUUACAAAGAAAUGUCUAAAGUGGCUGAUGGGCUAUCUCUUCGGCCCGAAGUAAGGAGGCCUAGAAGCUCUCCACAGACUGAUGACCUUGAGACUCCACAGGGUUCUUCAUUCAAAAGCUCUUCCUGUGCAGGUGCCAUAGAUAGUGUGGGGAGUGAGGUGAUGCAGCGGGAUUCUUCCAGCCAAAAGAACAGGAAGAUUCCCGAAAGGAACAAAGGGAGCUUUCGCUGGAGAGAACGCACUAAUCCCAUUAUUGAGUUACCUACUCAGGAACCCAACAGUUCAAACGCUAGCAUUAAGCUGAUCACAGCAGAGGUUUCAGGAGCUGGCUCGGUAGAUGGAGGUCUUGGGAAUGACUCUGGUCUUCAGAUGAACGAGGGCAUCAUUCUGCACCUAACACCUGUUGAGGGAGAGGGUGCAAAUCGAAGUAGAAGGUCUAAAGAGCUUACUCAUGAAAAACAUGGUUCUGAGAGGGUCAAAUCAAGAAGCUUUAGGAACAGUGAGAGCCCUUCUUCCAACUCGGGAGGAUCCAGCGUAGCUGCAGAAUUGCAGUCCCUGCAGCGUGCUGAAUGGAGUGUAGGACUUGACCACACAAAGCAGAACACCCCAUCUGAGAAUGUCAGGAGUCGCCCACGUCCUCUUCGCAAGGACUUUGUGCGGGGGCGCUCAAGCAGCACAUCACGGGAGUCCACCGCCUCAAAAGCAUCAGCAGAGGUAUCUUCCAUGCGAGUACGGAGCCGAAGCACUCAUAGGAACUGGAGUGGCAAUAGUUCUACGGAGCAGCUGAGGCAGUGCAUUUCCAAGCAGGGCCCAGAGCACAAAGACACAGACACGCUCGUGCAGGAAACCGAAAGUCAGUAUGGAACGUGGGACACUGGCCUGCACAGUGAGGAGAGCCUCACUCCAGUCUCGCCGACCACCAGUAGCAGCGCCAGCACAUCUCAACAGAAACAGGUUUUGCACAACACUCCUUCCUCAGCCUCCUCACAGACCGAUUGGAUCUUGGACCCGGGGAAGGAAACCAACAUACCAGCGCCUCACAGCCCCAGUCUGGACCACGAUUUGGUUGAUGGGCCAGAUCCAGCACUCGUCCUGUCUCCUGGCAUGCAGGCGGACGUCACAGAACUGUCCUUCCCUGAAAGAGUUGUGUCUCUCCUUGACUCCAGUGCCCAGAAGAACCGUGCUCAGCUCAGUAAGAAAAGGAGCCGCCGUACUCUACCUUCCCGCUCGGUGAGGCGCAGUGGGGUUCCAGCAGGUGCAGAUCGCUUGUCCAUCCUCCCAGAGCAGGGCAGUGACAACUGGAUGUUCAAGGACUCAACAGAGGAGAAGGUCACAACAGAGAAACUGACAGACUCUGAGGAUGAAGAGCAACCAAGGCAGGUGGAACGGUCACCCCACUCACACUCCCAGCGUGUCCCUGUUUUUCCAGUAAUGGACCCUUCGUCUCUCAAGGUGCCACUGAGAAAGAGGCCAGACUCAGAUGGUUCAAGUGACAGCCCUGCUUCAUCCCAUCUCGCCAGGUCCCCCAAAUCGCACUUUUCCCAUGGGGCUCGAGUUCUGCCACCAGCUGGCGGGGAUGUCGGGUCUGCAGAACAAUCUCCACAGUGGCUUAAGGAGCUGAAAAGCAAAUCAAGGCUGAGUCAGUACGAGAGUAACUCGUGAGGUUCAGGACUGUGCUGGAGGGAGAUGAGGAGGAGGUGGAUGCUGUAUGGAAGCCUUAAUCUUUGCCCCAGACAUGUUUACCAAGCCUUGGCUGCUAUGUGCGUGGUGCCUUCAGGAGCACAUGGCUGGCUGCUGGAGCGGCCAUGUGUGCCCAGCGUAAUCAAUCUCCAGAUGUACUAUUUUGCUAGUUAGUUUAUGGCCACUUUAUGCACUUCUCAGCAGGGUGGGAUUUUUUUUUUUUCUUCUUUAAUUUUUCCAGAAGGGCAGGGUCCUGAUCGUGUUCCCCACUCCCGUGACCCUUUCCUCUUCCAGGGAAUCCUCGCUGCUGAAUGUGUCUAGUCUGGACAGCCGCUCGUUAGUGAGGAGCCUCCUUUUUUUUUUUUUUUAACUUUUAUUUUAUGUGAAUGCUUGGCACAGAACAAAAGACAAACUCUAAUGAUCAAAAAGCACUGGCUGCCUGCAACGAAGAGGUGGACCCCACGCUGGUUGUGCUCCAUGUUGGUUGUUUUUGGGGGUGGCAUUUACCCUUUGAAAUCCUUAUGGAAAGAAGGACCUGACAAGCAAUAAUGACUGAUGACUGAGCACCCCCUGCCCGUCACCAUGAGGCAAACGCAGUCUGACAGCCAAAUGCCCAACCACUUGCUUAGAAAAAGGGGAGCUAGCAUACAGGCGGGCGCCUCACAAAUGCCACCUUAUACCAGCCUGAUUUAUGCGUGUCUGCCCAUUUGCAGUUCAACAUCCAAGUAAAGGGCCAUUGGAUUCUGGUUGGGUAAGCGUGGCCUCACUUAAGUGUUUGGGGGAGUCUUUGCCAUCUCUGCCCUGCUGGUUUGGGAUAAUGCACUUCACUUCUUGAACCUGUGGCCGGAUGGCUUUGGCAAGAAAGCAUCUGACAAGUAAAAAAAAAAAAAAAGUUCUGGAACGCUGUCUGUCUCUCUCUCUCUCUUUCUUUUUUUUUUUAAUCAUGUUAUCUUUUAUGUCUUUAUUUUUUUGCUUAUUCAUUUUUGUUCCUUUUGGUUUUGAGUUUUUUUUUUUAAUGUUUUUAUUUGGAAGUGGUGAUUCACACGCCACUGUCUUCAAAAUGCCACACUUCUAUCAGAUUUUUCUUAAUAAAUUUUAAAUCAUGUGAAA